CGAAGGUACCGCUGCCUGAUGAGCAGCUAGUAUGGCCCGGCUGCAGCUAGCGGGUAGCCGGCGGCUCGUUCCCUUGCCCCGCCGGGCGGCCAGGCUCGCUCCGCUGCUGCUGCCGCUGCUGCUGACGCUGCCCGACGGGGCGAGGGCUGACUGCCCGUGCCAGGUCCCAGCUCUGUGCCGUCCCAUCACCCACCGCCCCGACUUCGAGGUCUUCGUAUUUGAUGUUGGACAUAAAACUUGGAAAUAUUAUGACUGGUCACAGAUUACAACUGUGGUACUUUUUUCAAAUUAUGACCCAGAACUUAUGUGCCAUGCUCAUGCGAAAGGAGCCAGAGUAGUGUUAAAAGGAGAUGUAUCUGUAAAGGAUAUCAUUAAUGCUACUUUCAGAGCAUCCUGGAUAGCUCAACAAGUUAAGCUGGCCAAAACACAAUAUAUGGAUGGAAUUAAUCUAGACAUAGAACAAGAUGUUGCUCAUUCAUCACCUGAAUACUAUGCAUUAACUGCUUUAGUCAAAGAAACCACAGACUCUUUCCAUCGUGAAAUUGAAGGAUCACAGGUAACCUUUGAUGUACCUUGGGGUCCAAACUGCGUAGGUGCAAGGUGCUAUAACUAUACCGGAAUUGCAGAUGCCUGUGACUUUCUCUUUGUGAUGUCUUAUGACGAACGAAGUCUGGCCUGGUCACGAUGUAUUGCAGGAGCCAAUUCUCCCUAUAUUCAGACAUUAACUGGAUAUGAUGACUUCAUCAAGAUUGGAAUUAACCCUAAGAAACUUGUAAUGGGUAUUCCCUGGUAUGGUUAUGAUUAUACAUGCCAAACUCUAUCACUGGAUCAUGUUUGUACCACUGCAAAAUACCCUUGUAGCGAUGCUGUACAUCAUCAAGUGGCUUAUCAAACAAUUAUGAAGCAAGUAAAUAGUUCUGCUUCUGGAAGGCUGUGGGAUAAAAAUCAGCAGUCUCCUUAUUAUCACUAUAAAGAUCAGGCUGGCCAUUUCCAUCAAGUGUGGUAUGAUGACCCUCAGAGCAUUUCUCUAAAGGCAUCAUAUGUACAAAAACAUGGCUUACUCGGCAUUGGCAUGUGGCAUGCAAACUGCCUUGACUAUUCUGGAGAUGCUAUAGCAAAACAGCAAACUGAAGAAAUGUGGAAAGCCUUAAAACCAAACUUGUGACCAGAGAUGAACAUCUUGUUAAACUAUGAAGAUUUAGAAAAAUGGUCUGUUUAAAUCUAUCUAGUUUCUGGAAGAGAUUAAAAAAUUUAGACCUUUUUUCAUGUUCUUAUAUAUUUUAGUUAUUAGUAUUCUCAAAAACAGAUAAAGAACAAAGAAAUGCUUUGAUUGUUUGAAAUUGAAAAAUACUUACCUAUGUAUAUCUUCUGUGUACAACAACAUAAAUGUAAGAAGCAAGUCAACUUACCAUGUCAAAUACUCCCCUGUAAGAAGUUUAACACCUAUAGUUGGGAACAAUUGCUUUCAGAAUUUUAUUAUGCUAAAAUUUUAAAUGAUAAUAAAUGAUAUUAAAAUAUAUACUUACAAAUCAGUGACAGUUUUAAAAAUAUGUAUAAUUUGAAGUGGAAAUUGUUUGCUUAGGGAUAGAUUUUUAAAAAUUUACUCUGGGAAUCUGUUUUAUACUUUUUUCAAUAAAUUUUAAACCUGCAAUUUUGUGUCUUUAGGUUCACCAAAUUGAUGCAAAUAAUUUUUCUGCUUUCUGAUUCCUUAUAACACUUGUGUUGUCUGAGUCACUUGAAUGAAACUCAAGUCUCCAAAGGGGAAAAAAUGAAUAUAAAAGAUCAAAAUACUUAGAAAAUACAAGAAGGUAACUUAAUAGUAAUUUUUGAAUUAUUAUAGGUUAAAUAUAUCUGAUAUUUACCAAUUAAAUUAUUUUUUUGAGGUCAUAUCUGAAAUGUUUACAAAAAACUUGAUGUUGAACCCAGUUCUGUUCAUUGUCAUUUACCCUUCCAAAUUAUUAAUAUUCCUUCACUGAUGGACAUUUAUAUAUCCUGGUUAGUUUUGUUUGCAUAGUUAAAUUUUUUCAAUUUCUAUAUCUGUGUUUUGAUUAUCUAAAGACAUUAGUUUCUUAACUGUGGUUUUCUUCCUAAAAGAGAAAUUUUGUACAAAGAAAUGUACAGGGGUCUGUGUUUCUUUACUAAAGCCAAUUUAGAAGAAUAUUGUGUUGCAUUUAUAUUAAUUCCUAUAAAUUCUUAAAUUAAAAAUCUGCACUCUUAAACUCUGGAUUUACAUUAACCCUGCCUUCCCUGUGCAUUCUGCUCUCUUCAAACUGGAUAAAUAAUGGUUGAGUCUUCUGUUAUGAGAAUAAUUCAUUUCCUACUUGCAUAAUUAUUUAUAGCAAAGUAAAACCAACCAUUUUCCAUAGUAUUUGCUUUGUAUUUUUAAAUAUUAGUAUUUGUCUUUGUAUUUUUAAAAUAAAUUUAAAAGAUUUAAAUUCUCAGUACUAAUCUCUGUCAUAGCUGUGAAUGCAAGUUAGACUUAUAUUUAUUAAAUAAUUUUUCAUUUUACAGUCAUAUUAGGUAUUAUAUUUUAAGACUAUUUAAAAAUGAAAAUGAUAAAAUAUAGUACUGUAAAAUAAAAUGUAAUACAUUUGAAACCUUAAAAAAUAGCCAAAUAACCACCAUUUUGCUUUUUUACACCUAUAUUUCCUGAAACACUGUAUAAUGGCCACAAGAAAAGGGAAAAGAUGUAAAACUUAUAAUUUAUAUGAAACAAGGAGAACAAUGGUUAAACAAAUAUGUUCAAGUAAGUAAAAAAAAUUUUUUUUGGCCAUACCACAAUGCAUAUGGGAUCUUAGUUCCUAGACCAGAGAUUGAACCUGCACUCCCUGUAAUGGAAGUGCGGAGUCUUAAUCACUGGAUCUUUGACCAAUAAAAGUUUUAAAUUAACAUACCUAAUUGAGAUUGAAAAGUUGUAUUAAGUUUCCUCUGUGCCAGUUCAGCUUUCAUUGUGCGUAAAUCUGAAAUUGCUUGUUUUCUCAUCUAUAAAAAAGAAUUGUCUUUCAAAAAUGAACUUCCAUCUUUUCUAAAAUUACAUAAUUGUCAUAUAAAUAAGGGUUUUUGAAAUAGCUUUCAUGUCUUCUCUCAUUUGCCUUCAGUGCCUUUGUUUGCACUGGAUUACUGUGGUAAAUGUAUACUUCAUAAGUCCCUCUGAGAAAGCAUGCUUAUCUACUGCUAGGUAUGCUACCAAAUAAUUUCACUUAUUAGUAUAUAAACAUGAUAAAAAUAAAUGGUUCUAAAAAACUAGAGUGAGAAAGAAUUUUAUCUUUCAUUUAUUUCAGUAUCUUCUCAAUGUGUAAAGAAAAUGGUAAAAGCAAAAAACCUCUGACUCCUAAAGAAAUUACAAAAAAUACUUAAUUUCCUGACCUUAGAAACCAAGGAAGUACUUAAGAAAUA
Molecule: messenger RNA, 3396 nt
Organism: Dama dama (fallow deer)
Lineage: Eukaryota; Metazoa; Chordata; Mammalia; Artiodactyla; Cervidae
Gene: CTBS
Product: chitobiase
Exons: 7
Coding region: 32-1165 (377 amino acids)
Biological process (GO): chitin catabolic process; carbohydrate metabolic process
Cellular component (GO): extracellular region
Molecular function (GO): chitin binding; chitinase activity
Source: RefSeq, a predicted model, not a curated record